Messenger RNA from Rasamsonia emersonii CBS 393.64, 2106 nucleotides. RefSeq lists its product as uncharacterized. Gene Ontology annotation, molecular function: DNA binding; zinc ion binding; DNA-binding transcription factor activity, RNA polymerase II-specific. Gene Ontology annotation, cellular component: nucleus. The record is from RefSeq and is a predicted model, not a curated record. Gene Ontology annotation, biological process: DNA-templated transcription; regulation of DNA-templated transcription. The transcript has 3 exons. The coding region runs from base 1 to 2106 and encodes 701 amino acids. Lineage: Eukaryota; Fungi; Ascomycota; Eurotiomycetes; Eurotiales; Trichocomaceae.
AUGUCCUCCUCACACCCCUCCAAGCGGCUGCCCAUCAGCUGCGAACCGUGCCGCAAGCGAAAGAUCAAAUGCCCUCGCGACCGCCGCCCGUGCCAGACGUGCGUGCGCCGCGGGCUGCAUCCCGACGAAUGCAUUUAUCUCGGCCGUCCGCGACUGUCGGCCGAGCAGACGACAUGCUCCUCCACCGUCGACGCGGGCGUGCAGCAAGAGCUGCUCGACCGCAUCCGCAAUCUCGAGGAUCUCCUCCAGAAGCAGAUCCCGCCGCAGCAGCAGAAGAAUACCCCCGUGUCCCCUCCCAGCACGGUCGUCAGCUCCACUGCCAAGUCGUCAUCGUCGUCGUCGGCGGCGCCAACGUAUGAACCAGCUGGAGAUUCGUCCUCCACCAGCUCCCAGUACGAUGCCUCUGGAAAUGUGGGCUGCCUCAAGGUUUCUCCGUCAGGGCAUGUUCGCUACGUGCCGAUGGCGUCGCAGUGGAACUCCGUCUUCGCCAAGUCGGCCGUGGGCGACAGCCUCGACGGGGUGGACGACGACGUUCUGGACGAUGGGGAGCUCGAGGUGCCGUUUGUCUGUCAAGGGAGGACAACGCGCAAGGACCUGCUGGCGAUGCUGCCGCCUGGACGGUACUGCGACGUGCUGAAGGAUGUCUUUCUCAAGGUCUUCUCGCCGCUCUUCCACAUCCUGCACGAUCCCACCUUCGAGGACGAAUAUCGCAAAUUCCGGCACAACCCCGACAGCGUCUCCAAGGCCUGGCUGGCCCUGCUCUUCGUUGUCCUGGGGAUCGCCGUCACCGGCCUCGACGACGACAACCCGCUGCUGCCGGACCUGGGACGCGAGCCCACCGUCAGCGGGAAUAUCCAGGUGCUGUCGCGGCGAUAUCGAUCGGCGGCGAUGCAGUGUCUGGCGGCCGACUCGGUGGUGUCUCACCAUUCCAUCCGCUCACUGCAGGCGCUCGUGCUGAUCCUGUAUGCACGAACGCAUGCGAGUCAGCCGACCUGGACGCUGCUGGGCUUUACCCACCAUGUCGCCAUCUCGAUGGGCUGUCAUAUCGACCCGGAACGGUUUGGCUUGGGUCCGGUGGAAUGCGAAGAGCGACGCCGGGCGUGGGCCGGGUUGAUCAUGAUCUACACGAUCCAGAACACGUCGUUUGGCAGUCUGGAUGCCCGUUUUCUGUCGCACGACGUGAAACUGCCGGCCGAUGUCAAUGAUCUGGACUUGCUGGUGGGCUCCAACUGCUCCGAUCGCGACCCGCGCAGCGGUCCUACGCAGAUGACCUACCUGCUGAUGAAGUUCCGGCUGUAUGAGAUCUCGGCCAAGAUCUGCCAGGGCAUCUUCUUUAAUGAUGGCUCUGCCCGGUCGCAGCCGUCGUCGUCCGUCACGGAAUUGCAGCAGGAGAUCAUAGCGAUCCAGGAGGCAUGCAAAGAGCGCUAUCUCUCCGACACCAGCCGCGAGCCACUGCCCAGCCACCACAUGGCGAACCUCAACAUCCUCUACAGCUACAUCAACCAGCUGUUUCUGCUGCUGUACCGGCCGCUAUUCCGGAAGUACUUCCAGGGGGAGGUGACGCCGGCGACGCGCAACGCGCGAGACCGGUGCCUGGCGUCCGCGCGGGAGAUGCUCGCCAUCUACAAGAACAUGGUCGAGACGCCGCAGUUCGCCGAGUACAAGUGGUACAGCGGCGGACUGGGCAGUUUCCACGCGUUCCACGCGGCGGUCAUCCUGGUCGCCGUGCUGAUGAACCCGGACAGCCACGCCGAGUUUGACGAUCUCAGGCGGCUGCUGAGCGAGUCGAUAGAUUUGUUUGCGUCGCUGGCUCACCGGAGCACGAUCUGCAGUAGGGUUGUUCCUAUUCUGCGGAAUUUCAUGUCCAUUUGCGACAACCAUCGCCAUUCAGAACAACCCUACCGUCCGCAUCCGCCGCAAGACGGGUACAUGCCCGAGUCCCCGCCGAUGGACAUCCCGAUGGACGCCUUCUUUGCGCAGCUGCAGCCAGAGUACUGGGUCAGUCCGGCUGCGGCAGCCUGGGACGGGUGGGAUUUUCUCGCAGAGCAGUUUGAACCGGCAGUCCAGACGGGCGUCCAGACGGUUCCGGUGCGGGCGCCUGGGUAG